This is a messenger RNA of Penicillium soppii, 2310 nucleotides long. Its product is annotated as putative C6 finger domain protein. Bases 1 to 2310 code for a protein of 769 amino acids. Gene Ontology annotation, biological process: regulation of DNA-templated transcription. The record is from RefSeq and is a predicted model, not a curated record. The transcript has 3 exons. Gene Ontology annotation, molecular function: zinc ion binding; DNA-binding transcription factor activity, RNA polymerase II-specific. NCBI's taxonomy places the organism in Eukaryota, Fungi, Ascomycota, Eurotiomycetes, Eurotiales, Aspergillaceae.
AUGGCGGAGCCGACGGACUCAAGCGCCCCGCCUGGCGAAUCGCCCAAUCCCGCGACCGAGCCCAAUGCGCUAGCUACUGAGACAAGCCAGCCUCCACCCCAGGACGAGCCAAUUCAGGCGGAACCGAACAACGCCCCAACGGAGCCAAGCCACGAGCCGACGCACAUAGAGGAAGGGCAAGCACAGCCAGAUUCCUCCACCGCAGACCCAGCACCGGAAGACCCAACACCGGCAGAGCCAACGACGCAAGAUGCGAGCACGUAUCAGCCUCCAGAAGAAGUCAACCAGCCAGCACAAGGACAAGCACAAGAACCCGAUGUGACUUUACCAUCAAUUGAAUCAUCACUUCCUCCGAUUGAUUCGUCGAUUCCAGCAAUGGAUUCAUCGGAAGCCUUUGGGGACUCUGGGCUGAAUUCUUUUGACGCUUUACCUUCACUUGGCCCAUCUACGGCUCAAGACAUGUCACUGCCUGCGAUUGAUACAAGUCUUUCAUCACUCGAUCAUUCCUUACCAGCAAUCGGAACCGAUGAUAUCCCAACAAUGGACGAGCAUGAGUUUCGCGAUGAAAGUCAUUUGGACCAUCACGAUUCAAACUCUGGUCUGCCCGACUCUACAGGCACUGGACAUGACACAUCUCAGCACUCGGGGGUGAACGGUGUAUCUCACUAUCAAGCACCCUCUAAUGGCACAUAUCAAUAUUCGCAUAGCCCUGCUCAGUCACAGCAACCGGGCACACCGCAGACACAGACCCAGCACCAGUUCCAGGCGCAGCCGCAACAACAUUACCAACAAAACGACAUGUAUCACAACUCUGGUACUCAAGGGCAGGUUCCACAGGCACCAAUAGGCUCGCCACUUCCAAACAAUAUGCCUCCAAUGGCAUCCAUGGGCCAAUACAUGACUGGUUAUCCGUCUAAUAUGGGACAAGGAAAUGCGCAAAUGCGAUAUCAACUACCGGGAGAUCCGAACAAGAUGUUAUCGGGGAAUAGACACAAGAAAGAAGUCAAGCGACGAACAAAAACUGGUUGUCUGACUUGUCGCAAACGAAGAAUCAAGUGUGACGAAGCACACCCUGUCUGCAGAAAUUGCGUGAAAAGCAAACGCGAGUGCCUAGGCUACGACCCUGUGUUUCGAACUCAAGCAUCCACACCUUCGGCUAUCCAGCCAGCUCCUAACCCUCCUCCGUCGUUAGUGGUUAACCCACAAGGCCCUUCUACUACGACCCCAACAGCACCUUCAUAUCCAUCUGCGCCUCCUGGGUACAUGCCCGCGUCGUCUCAACCGUUUGCACCUUCUCUCCAUUCCGAAUCGCCAUCUGCCUCUACUGAACAACACGAACACGGAGCUUCUAUCGAUCCUUCCUUGGGCGCAAACAAUCAUUCAAACCAUCCAGAAAUGCAAAAUACUGUCGCACCCCGCCCGCAGGGCUCAGAGCCUGCUUACAAAGCUAAAAAUCUUUACGUUAAUGACCUUUUCUCUUUAAGGGGAAUCGCACCACCUCCCCCUCACACUAUCGGAACUCUUCCGCCAGGUCGUCUUGAAGAAAUCCAGGCAGUCUUCCUGGCCACAUAUGCGCCAGCUAUCGAUAAACUUCUCGAGGUCCGCUGGUACACAGAGAAGGCUUUGUCGUUUCUGAUGGCCGAUGCCCAGCUGAUGGCAGAUUAUUCGGCCUUGAUCAAUGCCUUCAAUGAGUGGAAUCUACAAGACGGUGAAACCCUUGCACGGCUGGAGAGCUUUGAGGCCUCAAUCAUUUGGAAGAGCAUGGCGCUUUGCCGAAAGGUACCAGAUGGAGAAACUGGGCAACAAGGGCGAGACUGGAAUCUUUGUGCGGCUUGUGGCAGACUCAACGUCGUUGAGGCGUUACUCACGUGGACCCACAUGGACUCAAAUAUCUUGUCGCGGGAGCUAGUCAUGGAUGCCGCCAAUCCCCCGAACACCCCCGAUCAGUUCCAGAGUCGCCAGCUCGACUUCUGGGAUCAGGUCGGAGAAUUCCUCACGCUUUAUGACAAUGAAGCAAGUUCGGCCAAGCAAAUAGAUGACACUCUCAGUCGAUGCCGACAAUUACUGGAUACAUAUGAGAACCGCGACAUCAUCUACUCCAUUUCCGUGGCGCGUCAUCUAGGUCAGCGCUGGGCUGAUUUCCCUAAUAGUCUGCCGAAGGUGGGCUACACUACCGAGAAGGAAUCAGGAACCAAGCUCUUCGUCGCACAGAAGUUCCUCGAAGAGGAAGCCGAGGGCAAGGGCACAACCCAAAUCUACAAACGGAUUUGCUGCAUGGCUGUCCGCUCAUGGUGGGUUGCUCGUGGGUAA